Symbiodinium sp. CCMP2456 is the source of this 1413-nucleotide messenger RNA. NCBI's taxonomy places the organism in Eukaryota, Dinophyceae, Suessiales, Symbiodiniaceae. The record is from the annotation of a GenBank genome assembly.
AUGCUGAUGCUGUGCGGAGAAACGACAAAGAAGGUGCGCCCGCUUGGCCCAUCAGGGCCAGUUAUCCAUUGCAUCCAGAGUGGCGCAGAGAUGGCAAAAAUGUUCCGGGACAACCCAAACAAGCUGUUGCGGUUCAACCCCUUGGAUUCGCAGCAUUUACCUGGUCCUCUGGGGAAGUUCAUGUCCUUGGACGACAGCUUAGUGCAAGUCGUCGACGGAAUUAAGAAGUCCCUUUUCUUCGAGCUGCAGGGCCCUGACCGCGAGCGGUUGAAGAGCCAUAUGAUCACCUUCGCGAUGCGCUUCAGCGACCAGAAAGUCCUGGACAGGAUGUACAAGGACAUGCGAAAGCACUUCGAGACUUUCUCCAUGGAGGGCGGAGAGAAAUCGAAGAACUUGUUCGAUGUGAUUCAGCGGACCAUCGUGGCUGUGCUCCUUUCCGAGAUGUUCGGCUGUUCUUUGCCAGACGAUGUGACACCAGCAAGGCUGCAAGAGCUCGCCAACAAGGUCUUUGGUGCUUUGCCGAACGGCCCUGUGGCUGAGGACUGGAGAAUGCUCAAGAGGGUCGUGGACCACAUGACCGCAGAGGCUGUUGAAGGAAGCAUGGCUUGGCAUUUGAGGGUCACCUACGAGGGCAAACCGGAGGAGAAGGAGGGAACAAUCAGAAGCAACAUGCUCGUGCUGCUCCUGAUUGGGACACAGAGUAUGGCCAAUGGAGCCUACUGGCUGACCCUCUGCCUGCAAGAUCCGGAUCGCUUGUCACGCUUACGCAGGGGCGGCGGCAAGCUUGCCGACGUCUUAGUGGAAGAGAUGCGUCGACACCCGCCAAGUGCGCCAAUACUGAUGCCUUACAAAGUCAUCAGUGCUUUCACAUACUGCGGCAUUGACUUCCUUGUGGGCGAGAUUGUGGUCAUCUCGCCACCAUGGCAGCACAUGGCAUUUCCGAAACCACAUGAGCACCAGGAGGAUCGAUUCAGCGAGGAUCUUGCUGCCCACAGGCAAAGAAGCGGCUGCCCCUUCUGGACAGGUUCUGGCCCGGUGCCCGGCAAGGAGGUGGAGGCUGCCGAGAGGGUCUUGUCCGACAGGACUUGCACCUUCGGAAUUCGUCCGUUCGGGUGUCCGAUGAAGCGAGGUGCUGUGGCGAUGCUGCUGAAUUUGGGAGCAAUUAUCCUGCAAGAUUAUGAUGUAAAGGUUGAGAACCUAGACCUCGUCAGCGGCACUCCUUUCGAAGAGCACAUGGAGCUCGUCACUGUGAAUAGACCCUUUGAGCUGCUGAGCGCCAGGUUUUGCAAGCGUGUGUCUUUUCCCAUCUGGACUGCAUUCUUCCGCAUUCCUAGAUUUUUCUGGCUCCAGAUCGGGGCACUGAUCGUUCGCGUAGUACGCCCAGUCUUGUACGGGCUGCCGUCGAUCAUGUGA